Molecule: messenger RNA, 2091 nt
Organism: Eurytemora carolleeae
Lineage: Eukaryota; Metazoa; Arthropoda; Copepoda; Calanoida; Temoridae
Exons: 13
Coding region: 2-1111 (369 amino acids)
Source: RefSeq, a predicted model, not a curated record
AAUGUCCAGGGACACUUCACAGUUGGAGGAAAGAGUGCUGAUGAUACUAUCCACCCCUUGGAUAAUAUUUGGUUCCCUGCUUAGCCUAGCGGUCAUCUUUGCAGUACUGGUGAACAAGAAACUACAUAAACCUCGGCACAUCUUCCAAGCACUUAGUCUUCUCUCAUCCUUGAUCAGUGUGUGUGUUGGUCUGUACGGGAUCUGCUUCGGAUUCACAAGUUCUAGAAUCAUCGAUUUCUGCCCUCGAUCAGUUUUCUACACGAUGAUAUUUAACCGAUACCUUCUUUUACUCUCAGAUAUCCUACCAAGCUUGGACAGGUUUGUUGCGAUCAUCUCCCCCCUGCAGUACCAUAUCCAUGCUACUGCCAACAAGGCGAGGUUCAUCAGCUUCAUGGCCAUCAUCCUCUCCUUGAUGCUCGCCACCGUGGCGUUUGUGUGUGGAAUAAUACCAGACAAUCUUGGUAGUCAUGCAAUGGAUCAUUUCUAUUUGACCUCCACCAGGCAGUACAUGUACUUUCUCACACUUCCAUUUGCUUGCUUACUGAUCGUCUGCUUCACAACCGACACAAUCGCCAUGUUGGUGGCUCUCAGCCAUAGCAGGAAGCGUGCUCAGCAGAGCGAGGAGAUCAGAAAUUCAUCAGAAAGACGAGCAACAUUUGCUUCAACUGCUUCUAUGUCAAGAUCUCAAAUCGAGAAGGAAUCAACUCUCAUCAGUCAAAUCAGCCUGGAUAGUAAGGAUAUCAAAGGAAAUCUUGAAGGAGCAGUGCCAGGGAAAAAGAUUGACACGGCAAGUAUUAGUGAUCUGAAAAUCAGCAUGAAAUGUCUCGCUCUCUCCUUCUGGUUCUUUAUUUCUCAGCUUUGCACCUACACUCCAGGUAUUCUAUUCCUGGGCUGUGGGGAUAACAUGAACAAACCUAAAGAGGAGAUCGAAGAUGAAAACUUUGAAGCAAGUUGUCAUGGCCUCGUGGGACUGAUGCCGCGUGUUAUUAUCUAUCUCUUCUAUCAGCUACAGUUUGGGAAGGUUUUCCUUUUCCUUUGCCUCGAUCCUGAGCUUAGGAACAACAUAUCGGGGUACUACACUCGCCUACUGCACUCCGGACAAUCUGGUUAAAAAUGAAGAUUAAAUCAAUCACUGCGUUCUAAUCAAAUAUUGAUUCAUUGAUUGAUGAUACAAAUCAAGCCAUGGUCUGCAGCUUGAUUAAAAAAAGCUAAACUUGAAAUUAAUAAUUCAGAUAAUGAUUUGAAAUAUUUUCGACUUUAAAUCAAAAAGAUUUCCAAAAACUACUCUUAUUGUCCAGGUUAAUCAUUAAUUAAAAUAAAUUUUAUUCACUUCUUAUUAAAUUUUUAAAUUUUCGAAAAGAAUUGAGUCUAAAAGAUUAUGAAGUUUGUUGGGUUGAAUGAAGCAUUAACUUGAUGUAAAAUAAUGUUGUAAUAAUGUUUUGUAGAGGAACUGAUUUUUACCACAAUGCUCUUUGCAAUUAAUAUUUCAAGCUAUAAAUUCUGUUAGAUAAAAGAAUAAAAGUUCGUAUCAUCAUAAGUUUGCAAAGAUAUAGGGAUAACAAAAUCAUCGCAUUUGGCAGUAACUCAGUUUUUUGGCAACAUAGGGCGGACCAAAAAAAUAUAUAUAAAUAUAUGUAUGAAAAUCCAAUAUUUGUUUGUGUCUAUAAACCAGAUUUAAUUUUACAUGAAGUUUUAUAUAAUAUAUUUAAAAAAAAUCAAAUUACGAAUAAGAACACAAAAUUAACAAUUAAGCAUUACGUUUUAUCUAUUUCAAAGUGGAAUUUUUAUCAAACCCGCAAAAAAACAAUUGUUACAAAUUCUCAAUUCCUUUCUGCUCAGAAGAUUUUCAAAUAUCCCCUGGAUAAAUGUAAUAUCAAUUGGAUCUUAAAAGAAUUAAUUUGUAUCCUUGUUCUUUAAUGUUGAGUCGAGAAUGACGUCUUAUUAUUUUGAAUUGUGGCAUAAACGUAACAAAUUAAUGAUGUAUAUUUAAAUUGAUUUGUGUUAAUGUUUAUCACUUUAGUUAUUAUGAAACACAUUUGAAGCUGCUAAGAAAGAUAAAAAUCAUUUGAAUUACACUUAAACUUCCAUUGG